Molecule: messenger RNA, 2008 nt
Organism: Hyaena hyaena (striped hyena)
Lineage: Eukaryota; Metazoa; Chordata; Mammalia; Carnivora; Hyaenidae
Gene: LCNL1
Product: lipocalin like 1
Exons: 6
Coding region: 581-1999 (472 amino acids)
Molecular function (GO): small molecule binding
Source: RefSeq, a predicted model, not a curated record
CUUUGGGCCUCAGUCUUCUCUUCCUGUCUGUAAAAGCUCGCACUCUGGGCAAGGGCCCACUAGUGUGCAGCCCUGGUGGGGGGGCCGGAAGUCAGGACGCUAGGGAGAAGUGCCGUCACGUCCCCCGCCCGACGCACCCGGGCUCUGACCCCACCACGGCCUCUCCGGCUGGUGCCCAGUCACCUCCUAGCCCCCAGGCACGUGCCCGCGGCCCGCCCCCCACCCCGAGUCCGGAGAGGCUUGAGGCCGAGGGGAGCUUUGUACCUGAUGGGUUUUUGAAGUGUGGGAUUAACAUGCUGGUAGAGACCAGCGUGAUCAGAGGACAAAGCGCCCUUGCCCCCCGCCCCCCUGGGAGGGACUGCUGACCACAGGACACCCUCACUUCCUCUCUGGCCACUGCAGCGCCUCUCCACCCCCCAUCCUCUGGCCUGGGCGUGGAGGGUACACAGCCCUGCCCCUUCACAGACCCCCGGCACCAAAGCCAGCGCUGGGCCUCCGAGCACGGGUCUCCCUGCCCAGCCCCAGCCCCCGCUCCUGCUGUCGGCCACGCCUCAGGCCCUGCCCGGAGCCCUCCUGGCCCAUGGGGGGCAGUACCCACUGCAGCCUGCCCACCAGCCCCCCUGCCCCGGGCAAACCUCGGCCGGGCCCCACAGAGGCACCGAGGGCCGUGAGGCUCAGCCGUGAUGCAGAGCUUCUUGGCAGCCUUCCCGGAGGAAGGGGACGGGGGGGGUGUGUGAGAGCUGGGGGCAGACGCCCACAGAAAGCCUGCCAGAACUUCUCCUCCCCCUGCAUCCAAGUACCUGCUGCCCCCCCCCCAGCAGGAAACACCACGGGGGUGGGCGGGGCUGGGCGGGGGCAGCUGGGCCAGGGUGCCGCGGGGCACAACCCUAUCCGAGCCUAUCUCGUGGGCUUGGUCCCAGGCCAGCGGGCCAGCCACCCCAGGGCAUCUGGGGGUCAUAAAUGCUGGGCGGGAGAAGCCACCCCAGCUUUCCCGCGAGGGACGUCCUCCAAGAUGCUGCAGGCGCCGCCGACCUCCUCCAUCCUCGUCCUGCUGCUCGCGGUGGCCCUCGGCCAGGCCCAGGUCCCCGUCCAGGCCAACUUCGAUGCCAGCCAGUUCCAGGGCGCCUGGUACGUGGUCGGCGUGGUGUCAGACGACGAGAACUUCCUGAGCGCCAAGGACGACAUGAAGAUGCCUGUGGUCUUGGUGACCCCCUUGGCCAAUGGUGACCUGGACCUCAAGUUCGGGUACUCUCUGCCUGACGGCGGGUGCCAGAAGAUGGUCAUGACCUUCACGAAGGGGGCUGUGCCCGGGCAGUUCAGCAAUCCAGCCAUGGCUCAGACCGACAUCCGGGUGGUGUCCACUGACUACAGUCACUUCGCCGUGGUUUACUUGGAGACGCAGAAGGGGGGCGUCAGGAACGUCUGGCUGCAGCUCUACGCCCGCGCCCCGGAACUGUUUCCCGAAGGUGCCCAGAAGAUGCAGCAGCUGGCACCGCAAGUGGGCCUGAACCCCAGCCAGGGCGCCCUGCUGCCCAAGUCAGGUGAGUGCUGUCCCCAUGCUGGCUCAGGACUGCAGGGGGCAGGAGACCCCAGACUCCAAAGCUCACCCCCCCAGAUGUGGGCCCAGCACCAGAGACCAGUGUGCUGGCGCCUUCUCCUAGGUGAGUGCUUGGGCUGGCCCGGACCCAGUCCCCAGGCAUGCGGGCCCCGCGCCCUGCUGACCCAGGGGACCCCUCUUAGCCAGAAGGCUGCACUGUGGGGGUCCUCCUGCCUGGAGCCAGAGGGACAGCAGGCAGCAGCGGGCAGGGACAGAGGGGCCACGGGGCUGGGCCCAGGGAGGGCAGGCGGGGGCAAGAAGAGGGUGCUGGCCCCACGACACCUGCCCCCGUGUUUGCAGGAAGCGUCUGGCCCAGGAGUGCCCGUGGGGGGGCCACGCCGUACGGGCCCUUGGCCCAGGAGCACACUGCUUCUCUACGCCCUCCCCCAGCACAAUAAAUAAUGUCCUAAA